Pseudogymnoascus verrucosus is the source of this 2232-nucleotide messenger RNA. It is a transcript of the gene MCA1, whose product is annotated as Ca(2+)-dependent cysteine protease. Gene Ontology annotation, biological process: proteolysis. The transcript is spliced from 6 exons. Gene Ontology annotation, molecular function: cysteine-type endopeptidase activity. The coding region runs from base 546 to 1850 and encodes 434 amino acids. The record is from RefSeq and is a predicted model, not a curated record. Lineage: Eukaryota; Fungi; Ascomycota; Leotiomycetes; Thelebolales; Thelebolaceae.
UAAUAAACAAAUCUGUAAACGACCUGCCGAACAACCCAUCGUUAACCUCCCUCUAACCACACCUCUAACAAACCCAAUCUAUACUUAACUUAAUACCCUACUCUACCUAAAAACCACACCCAUCGCCGAACAUAAAACACUGCCCGCCCCAUCUCCACAGCGGCAGACUCAUCAUCCCAGCUGCACAUCACCUUUGUUCCAGUCCGCACUGAACCCUUGUCGUUCCGCUGUCUUGUCUUGCGUGUCCCUGAUUCCCUACCCUACCCGCCGAGACUAUAAGUUCCCUGGACAAGGACCCCCUCCGUUUUUGCCGCCCGAUCCUACCGCCCUCCCCCCCUCACCUUCCACCCCACACAACCGCUCGGCCAAACCCAAGUUCCGCCGUCCACCUCACCUACCUCCUCCCUCCUCCACAUCGACAACACACGGAAAAGCCGCGUCUGUUUUGUCGCCGCUUCGACAUCACCAAAAACCUCACAAAACCACAACUCGCACAUACAUACACACACACAAGUACACACAAAGCCUUUGCAUAAAUCCUCACCAUGUCGGGGUAUCCAGGCGCGGGCUAUAGCGGCGGCGGCGGCGGCGGUGGAUAUGGUCCUCCCCAGCAGCAGUACCCGCCCCAACAGCAUUACCAGUCACAACCACAAUACGGCGGCUACGGCGCUCCCCAGCAGCAGCAGCAAUAUGGCGGCGGAUACCAGCAGGGACCGCCGCCGCAGCAGCACUAUGGUGGUGGGUACCAGCAGCAACAGCAGCCCCCGCCUCAACAGUAUGGCGGAUACAACGGUAUGCCCCAGAACCGUGCCGACUAUGGCAGACCAGGUAUCCCAACCGUAAACUCCAACGCCUACGUGCACGGCAACCACCAAGCUCCCGCGCCCCCUCCCAGCGCGCCUCAAGGUUUCGGCUCCGGCGCGCCGCAGGACUACAACUUCCAAUACUCGAACUGCACGGGCCGUCGCAAGGCGCUGCUGAUCGGGAUCAACUAUUUCGGGCAGCGGGGCCAGCUGCGCGGGUGCAUCAACGACGUCAAGAACAUGUCUAGUUACCUGUUUGAGAACUUUGGGUAUAAGAGGGAGGAUAUGGUGAUUUUGACGGACGAUCUGCAGAAUCCAAUGAGCCAGCCGACGAAGCAGAAUAUUUUGAGGGCGAUGCAUUGGUUGGUUAAGGAUGCGAGGCCGAAUGAUGCGUUGUUCUUUCAUUAUUCCGGACACGGAGGCCAAACCAAAGACCUCGACGGCGACGAACCCGACGGCUACGACGAGGUCAUCUACCCCGUCGACUUCCGCCAAGUCGGCCACAUCGUCGACGACGAAAUGCACCGCAUCAUGGUGACCCCCCUCAGCCCCGGCGUCCGCCUAACCGCCAUCUUCGACUCCUGCCACUCCGGCACCGCCCUGGACCUUCCCUACAUCUACUCCACCCAGGGCAUCCUCAAAGAGCCCAACCUCGCCAAGGAAGCCGGCCAAGGCCUGCUGUCUGUCAUCUCGUCCUACUCCCGCGGCGACAUGGGCGGAGUGGCAAGCAACGUCAUGGGCUUCCUCAAGAAAGCUACUAGUGGCGAUGAGGCCUACAACAGGACGGUGGCGACGAAGACGUCGCCGGCGGAUGUGGUGAUGUGGAGCGGGAGCAAGGAUGACCAGACGAGUGCGGAUGCGUCGAUUGCGUCGCAGGCGACGGGGGCGAUGAGCUGGGCGUUUAUUACGGCGAUGAAGAAGAAUCCGCAGCAGAGCUAUGUGCAGCUGCUUAAUAGUAUUAGGGAUGAGUUGGCGACGAAGUAUACGCAGAAGCCGCAGUUGAGCUGUAGUCAUCCUUUGAACACGAACCUCCUCUUCGUCAUGUAAACCCCCCUCUCACGGGUUAUCCUCCCUCACUGCGCCAAGAAAAGAAUGGCGGGUGUACGGGGAAUAGAACGAAGCACAGGUCAUCUCCAAAUGACAACUCUGAUACUCAAAAAAUCGUCGUACAGUCUCAAGGUCUCAAGGUCUCAAGCGUCUUCAGGAUAUGAUGGACUGGGAAGGAAGGGAAAGGAAAGGGCUGGCGUUUGCGCGCUGCGUUGUUUUUUUCUCGUUGGAUUUAGAUGCGUUGCGAUGUGAUAUGAUGCCUGGGUUUUCCUACUCGUACAGUAUAGCGCCGUGCAGCGUGGUGUCUGUUUGGUAGCGUAGAUGGAAUCGAGGACAUUACUGGUGUACCUACUUACCCUGUCAUUUCUGAAGUUAAGCUGUG